UUAUGGAAUGGUUACCACUCAGGUCAUCUGUUUAAGUUGCAGAAAUGAGAUUACCACCUCUUGUAAAAGUCUCACCCACUUUCCUUUUAGUUUGACACCGUGCCUGACACCACAGGCUUCUCCAACAGCGUAACACUCAAAGGCUUCAGCAUGAAGGUGGAGGAAGUGCUGGAAGCUAAAUGCGAGCCUGACGACGAGGUGCCUGGACAGGGCGACGUGAGCAUGCUCAGCGUGAACUCCCUGAGACGCAGCAUCAGCCAGGUGAUGGACGGGAAGUCGCUCGCGGGGGACGACGAAGUGUGGGACCCGAACAUUUCAGGCCAUGACAGUGGGAUGUUCAUGGACGACGAGGAGUUCGUCGACACCGUCAAAGGCUUCAGCACCGUGAGGAAGGAACACACCAUGUUCACCGACACCAACUUGUGACCCCGGCCCUGGGUGUUUAACGAUUACACAACGAGGCCCCAUGCUCAUGUGAAGUCCACUUUGUCUUUUGUGCAGUUCCGAAGAACUGAAGCGUCACUGUGGCUCGUUAAGAGGUGUCAAGAGGUCACAGCUGAGGGAAAAGAGAGAAAAUAAAGGAGACCAACGUGACUGAAGACAAGAUCAGCAGGAUACGUGAUGUGCAAAGAGAAUGAAAACGUUUUCUGACAUCUGGAGGAGGAGGAUCCCUCUGAUGGAAGCACGUGUUUUUGUGGAGGUGCUUGACAUUAAAAUGAAGAGGAAACUAGAAAGCAAACAAAAGAUGCAAACACACUGUAUUUAAUCUUUUUUUUUUCUUUAUUUGCCUUCCAGAGAAUUCUUUUAUUUGAUUUUAUCAUUACCAUGAUUUUUUGUAAGAGGUAGCUUUAUGUGUGUUUGGAUGCUAUUUGGAAUAGAGACACAAAAUCUACAGCGAGCUCGCAAGAAUAUAAGGUGCCAUUAAGUUGUCAGUUGGUAGGUGAGAGGACCGUGCAAAGAACGCUCUCCUCUCUUCUUCUUUUUCUCCUGAAUGUCAUCAUGUGGUCAGAUUGUCCAACAGGGUAAGAUUGACGAAAUAUGGAAGUGUCUGAUUUAAACUGAUACUAAAAUUGUUCAGCAAGAUCAAAAAUGAAGUGCAAGAUUCUACUAUACAGUUAAAUUACAAGAGCUUGUGAGAUCCAAAGGGAAGUGAUAUCAUAGAGUUCCAGAUGAAGGUGGCCCCCGACGUCUAGAUACUGGUGGUGGUGGAGCAGAUUAGCUGAUGGGAGACUUCAGUUCAGACCAUGCAUGUGUGCUGAGGCCUACGUGGUCUGAAAGGCAGAUUUCCAUUAGACAGAAACUCAGUUUAAAUGAGGGCCACUUUGGACUAAUUGGCUCAGACAACGUGGGCAAACAGAUCCUCACACACAUAGUGACGCCGAAAUUGAGAAGUUCAGGAGAGCGGAACAAUGGAACGACAAAAUAGUUUAAAUUAACCAGAGAAGACUGAACACAAAACGUUUUAUUGAACCUUCAUCUAAACCAGGGUUUUUUAAGGACCCCAAAUGAUAGAUAGAGAUAGACACCCCACCUAUUAUAUGACUUCUAUAUUAAACUCAGCCUAGCGCUAUUUAUAAAUAUACAUUAUUAUUAUUAUUAAGCUAUC
Molecule: messenger RNA, 1606 nt
Organism: Mugil cephalus (flathead mullet)
Lineage: Eukaryota; Metazoa; Chordata; Actinopteri; Mugiliformes; Mugilidae
Product: usherin
Exons: 3
Coding region: 151-426 (91 amino acids)
Source: RefSeq, a predicted model, not a curated record